CCCAACCUUAUAUCUCCAGCAAUUCUAGUAGUUCACAUCUAUUUGUCAUCUAAUGCCGAAGCAUAGUACUGAGUGCGGAAGAUCGGUGCCACUGCGAGGAACAAAACAAAUGGACCGAAUCAUGUUUGACCAUAACUCAGCCGCAAUUUAUUAUGCUUUGAUCGCGAUUCAAUGGAGGAUGACAGUUUUGGGCGCCGGCUGUCCUCCCUGACAGCUGCAUUAUCCUGCUAUCCUUGAGCCCAAAGGCCAUACAACACAUCAAAACAUGUCAUUAGAAGUUCAGCAUGAGCAGGAACGACGGCGAUUGAUGGCAGAGUCCCCGGCGCGUGGCAGGCCAGAAGCUGCGGGGCCACCGCGGGGCGUAGCGAAGCCCCGCUUCUCGCGCCAGCCCCUGGCGCGGCUUGAACCCAUCCAGCUGUGCCAGCUGCGACUGGGCUACGUGCACACUGACAAGUACGUGCUGUGCCGUACACUGGUGACGCCGUACAAGCUGCGUGCCGUGGCCACCGUGGUCACGGACUGCCCGGCGGCGGCGAGCAGCGAUGGGGACGACAACAGCAAACCUGCAGCAAGCCAGAUGCGCCUACUGGUUCACAACCUCAAUGCGCCCAUGGAGAUCAUGACAGACCAUACCGGUGCAGCAUCACGGCCUCAUCACGGCCUGCCGCCUGGCACAGUGCUGGCCAUCAAAGAGCCCUACCUGGCGGCGGCGGGCUCCUGCCCAGGCGGCAGCGGCCUGCUUGGAGCAGCGUCAGUGGCAGGGGGUCACGUGGGCGGUGACCCCGACUCCCAGCCCUUCCUGCGUGUAGACAGCCCCAUGGACCUGUUGGUCAUCUCCGACCCCCGCCACCCGCUGGUCGCCGGCACGGCCUGGGAGGAGGACGUGAGGGCUGCAGCCGCGGCGGCGGCGGCAGAGGUGGGCAGUGGCUGCGGCGGCGGCGCAUCGCGGCAGCCGCUGCAGCUGACAGCAGGAGCCACGGCGGGCGUCAAAGCUGGAGACGCUGACGGCGCGGUGCGGUGGCAGUCGCAGGGCAAUGCGCUAUUCGGGUCGGGUCACUUCGUGGACGCACUCCACGCCUACCAUCAGGGAUUGGUGGCGUUGCAGCAGGCGGGACAGGCACAGCUGGCGAGCGAGCAGCAGGCGGCAUUGGCGAAGCGGACGGCGGUACUGCUCAACAACUCGGCGGCGGCGUGCCUGGGCUUUGGCGCGCACGAGUCUGCCCGUGCCUACGCCCAACUCGCCCUGCGGCGGACGCUGGGUGAUGCGACCACACUACUCCACCUAGCAAAGGCGCUGGAUGGGCUGGGCAGGUACUCGGAGGCGGCUGACGCGUGUCAAGACCACGUGAACGCACUUGCGCGCCAGCUGCAGAGCAGCAACAGCAACAGCAGCAGCAGUGGGCUUGGACUCGCAGUCACGGCUGCUUUCACUGACGGCCAGCGCUUCCUGCAGUCUCUGCGGCAGCGGGCGGCGGAGGCUGAGCGGGGCGAGUACAACGAGGCGGGCAUGGCGCGGGAGGCGGCGGCCAGCACCACGCCGCGACUGGAGGGGCACGCCGACUUCAUUGGGCCCGUGCAGGUGGCGGACGCGGGAGAGGGCCGCGGCCGGGGCCUGUACAUGACAGCACCGGUGCGGGCGGGUCAGCUGCUGCUGGCGAUGCGCGCGGACGUUGCGAGCUUUGCGGCUGAUAUGGACACCUCGACUAUGUGUUGUGAUGAGCGGGCGGCGGCGGACGUGGCAGCACUGGGGGCUGCAAGCGCACAGCUGAAGUGGGACCUUCCGCCAGCAGUGCUCGGGUGCGGCCGCCUGGCGGCGCGCUUGGCGCAUCUACAUACCGGCGGCCGGACACGUGUGCCGCCCGUGCCGCCAGCAGCAGAAUGCGGCUUCGUGCCGACGUGGCGCCCGGUGGCAGUGGCAGGUGCAGGCGCGGGUGCUGCACUUGGCGCAUCUGGGUUAGCGACGGCACAGACGGACGGAGGCGCAGCGGAGGGCAGCAGUGAUAGCCGUGGGGAGGAGGCCGUAGCAGCGGCGAGGGCGUUCGAGCUGGCAGUGCAGGGCGGCGCUGCUGGCAGGGCGGCACAGGGCGGCCCGCCGCCGAGCGCUGUCCAGCUGGGUCUCCUAAAGGCCCCACCAAAGGGCUCGCGGGUGCGAGUGGAUGUGGAGCAGCUCGCACGCCUGUGUGUUGCCAACGGCUUUGCCUUCGACCAGCUGCUGCCGCUACACGUCGCGGCGCCUGCUCCUGCUCCUGUUGCCUCGGGCCCUGGUGCCGCCGUCAGUCUGGAGGGAGGGCACGACAGCUGCCAGCGGGCCGGCGGCGACCAGGUCAAUGAUGGCGGCGACGGCAGUGCCGGCAAACCCACGGCCACGGGCCUGUGGGGCCUGGCAUCGUACUUCAACCACGCAUGUGUCGCGAACGCACACAGGUACUUCCUGGGUGACUUUCUGUUCGUGCGCGCCUCGCGAGACCUGCCCGCCGGCGCGGAGGUCACCAUCACCUAUCUCAACCCGACGCUGACGUGGGAGCAGCGCAGCGCCAAACUGCUACGGCGCGGCUUUGCCUGCGGCUGCGAGCUAUGCAUGGAUGAAACGGAGUGGCGCCGCGGCCACCCUGACGAGUCCCAGCAGUUGGAAGAGCUGCUGGCACGCGUCGAGCGCCUGUGCGCAGAGGCGGCAGCGGCGUGUCCUGUGGCGGAGGGCGCCAUCGGACCGGAUCCCGCGCACGCUGCCGUUGCUGGCGAGGCUGCUGUGGCCGCCCCUGCCGACCACAGCCCUGCGGCAGCUACCACAGUUUGCCGGCAGGAGCAGGAGCAGCGAGCGCAAGAGCCGUGGGUGGCCCGCGCACGUGGAGUGCUGGAGGAGCUGGCUGGAGCGGCAUUGCGCGGCCGUGGCUGGCGCUCGACACUGGUUGGGCCGUCCAGCCGGCUGGCGAGGGUGCUGCGGGCCUGCGGGGACCUCUGUGCAGCGGCGCGGGCCCGGGAGCUUGCCUUCCGCUCGCUGUGCCACCGCCCUGGCGCCCGAUCCCAACAGCCCGGGGCGCAGCAGCUGGAGGCCCAGGCUGAGGCCGGACGCGGGGCGGCAAGUGAAACUGCUGCUGUCGGACUAAUGCCAGGUGCUGCCGCAGCAGGCGCGGGCUCUGUAGCUACGUCGCCGGCUGCUGGGCAAGCACUUGCGGGAGCUGAAGUUACAGCCGCUGAUGGCAGCGAGCGCGUCCUCUCGCCCGAGGCAGCGGUGCAGGCGGCCACGGAUGUCGCGGCCGCGUGGAGGCAGGCGGCAGGCGCUGGCUCCCUUCAACAGCACCAGCGGGGAGAGGAGGAGCGGGAAGCGGCGAGGCAGCGGGCGCGGCUGUGGGAGGCGACGGCGCGGGGACUGUGGGCCCACUACUUCGGUGGGAACCAGGAAUUGUUCGAGGCACGGUUUGGAGAGGCGCUGGAGCUCAACACUGGAGUGGCUGGUGAUGGGGUGGCGCACAAUUACACUGGGUGGCUGCCUUCUCAAAUAUGAAGUCGUUUCCUUCAAGCAAAUAGUUUGGGCUGGCAAAACUUUAGCAUCUGUCGCGGACGGCUUUCUUGCCUGUUACCCGUGAAGCUGCAUGGAGGUACCCGUGACGGAUCUCGCACGAGUU
This is a messenger RNA of Chlamydomonas reinhardtii, 3623 nucleotides long. RefSeq lists its product as uncharacterized. Gene Ontology annotation, molecular function: protein binding. Bases 308 to 3502 code for a protein of 1064 amino acids. NCBI's taxonomy places the organism in Eukaryota, Viridiplantae, Chlorophyta, Chlorophyceae, Chlamydomonadales, Chlamydomonadaceae. The transcript has 8 exons. The record is from RefSeq and is a predicted model, not a curated record.